Molecule: messenger RNA, 1215 nt
Organism: Planococcus citri (citrus mealybug)
Lineage: Eukaryota; Metazoa; Arthropoda; Insecta; Hemiptera; Pseudococcidae
Exons: 4
Coding region: 196-837 (213 amino acids)
Source: RefSeq, a predicted model, not a curated record
CAAAAUAUUAUGUCGGUGUCGUAUUUUGCAUCCGACUAUUAAUAACUUCAAAUUUUUUCUGUGUGAUGACUCGAGUCGUUAGUUCUAUCAAACUUAUGCUAAAUUUAUGAUUUUUUAAAUGUAAAAUUAACUACAAUUUUCCCUGAAUUGUAAUUUUUUUCGAAUUUCUAAAUUUGGAAGCGUAAGACUACGAGUAUGCCUGUAAAAAGAGUUUGCUGUGGAGCAUCAACACGUCUAGUUACUUUGGUUGUACUCUGUCUUAUGAUGAUUGAAACUGUAUCACAUCUUUUUCUUUUCAACUUUCAAGAAGCUGAAUCUUCUGUUAAGGAGUGCUUGUACCUGGUCGAUAAAUGCCUUGCAAUUGUUAGGUGCAUCAUUUACUUGGCGUCGUUCAUUUCCAUCAUUAUCAAAAACCCUUCUGUUAAAUUAUUGAUGUUUGCUUCACUUGCACUUUCAUUUUUGGAUUCGUUGUUGUGUGCUGUGUACCUUUAUUUUGUGACUUCACACAGAAGCUUCAUACAUUUCGUUUACAUGUUUCCGUUGCUAGUUUUAAAAAUAUACGCGAUAUUGGUAUUCUACAACUAUAUAGUGGAACUGAAGCCAAGACCGAUUCCGGUUAUAGUAGUUCAGCCAGAUGCUCCUCCUCAAGAACCCUCUGAACUUUGUUCGUCUGCACCUUCUACUCACCGUAUGACGAUGGUUCGAAAUCCUGAAUAUUACGACUUGCCCGUUCCUUAUUCUGCUCAAGUCCCUCCACAUUGUGUUCAGGCACCCAUGUUUUCUAGUCAGACGAUUCAAUAUCCUGCUCAAACUUCGCCUCUUAUGCCUCGACCUUAACGUGCGAAUUAGGUAUACCUACCGUUUAAAUCGGUUUGAAAUGCAGGUAAAUGGUAUCAGCAUCCUGUAGUUGGAUUCAGUGAUAUAUUUUCAUUUUUAUUUGUUGGCGUCAACUCAAGGAUAUGUAACCAAUUUUAUUUUUAUAAAUUAUCCUUUUUUUGAUACCUAUAUUAAUGUUUUACUUUUAUUUUUUUAUGUUUGUUCAACGUUGAAUUUUUUUAUUGUUUCGAAAUAUGAUGUUUUUGUUUUUUAUUGAUAUCUUAUAGGUACUGCAAAGAAAAUUUGAACAGCUAUGUCUUGGAAACUAAUAAUUUUAAAUUUUGAACUUUAUUUUUCAAGAAUUGAUGUUUAAAAAAAAUAUGUACAUUAAAAUUAAAC